AACCUCAAAUCCAAAAUCAAAACGAAAGAAAGGUUAGGGUUUUCGCUAACAUUGAUUCCUUGAUCAAAUUUGAUUUGAUUGAUUCUCUCAAGCUUUGAAUCCAUGGCGACACAAACAGCAAAGCGAAAACCAGUGUUCGUGAAGGUCGAUCAGCUGAAACCAGGAACCAAUGGACACACUCUGACGGUGAAGGUGGUCAACUCUUCGCCGGUGAAGACCAUUCCUAACCGCGGUGGUCGAUCAGCGGUGAUUGCUUCCCGUCCUUCCCGCAUUGCUGAAUGUGUAAUUGGUGAUGAAACUGCUAGCAUAAUCUUCACUGCUCGCAAUGAACAAGUGGACCUCAUGAACCCUGGUGCAACUUUAAUUCUGCGUAAUGCCAAGAUUGACAUGUUCAAGGGAUCUAUGAGGCUGGCGGUUGAUAGGUGGGGGCGUAUAGAGGUCACAGAGCCUGCAAAUUUUGAAGUUAGGGAGGAUAACAAUCUUUCAUUAGUUGAAUAUGAAUUGGUCAAUGUCGUUGAAGAGUAAUUUUAGCUUCUGAAGCGAAUCUUUUGAAUUGGGAGGGGUUCCAUUUUUUAGUUUGACCAUUGAACAAUUGACUGCUGUGCAGGUUCUUAUAUGGUACAGUCUUGCUUAUUUAGUCUUCAGAUUGCUGUGGUAAAUGAUAAGUUUUAAAUAUCAUAUCAUUUUUGAAAAUCGAUAAUGCUUGUGCUUAUAA
Messenger RNA from Medicago truncatula (barrel medic), 715 nucleotides. RefSeq lists its product as uncharacterized. The record is from RefSeq and is a predicted model, not a curated record. The coding region runs from base 103 to 525 and encodes 140 amino acids. The transcript has 2 exons. NCBI's taxonomy places the organism in Eukaryota, Viridiplantae, Streptophyta, Magnoliopsida, Fabales, Fabaceae.